Molecule: messenger RNA, 1077 nt
Organism: Cylindrotheca closterium
Lineage: Eukaryota; Bacillariophyta; Bacillariophyceae; Bacillariales; Bacillariaceae
Source: the annotation of a GenBank genome assembly
AUGCAAACAAAAUCUAAAAGGUCUCAUUUAUCAGAGGAAGAGACAGAAAUAUUUCUUAGGGAUGGUGUGUUGGUGGUUGAAGAUGCUCUGACCGAAACGGAGGUACAAGAGGCGUUGAAUGAGCUUCACAACACGCUGUCUCAGUUUGGUGUAAAAUCCUUGGAGAUCGAUGACAAGGAAUCGGCCAAAGCAUUACAAGGCCUUAGUUCGACGAAUGGGAGCGGAGGAGUUUUGGAUAUUUUCUACGAGGACUGGAAAAUGGAAAUCUCAACGAAAGCAAACAUCUUUCGUAUGACAACGCAACUGUGGAAAGCUUCACUCUUUGAUGAUUCCAAACCGAAUCACCCAUACGGAGUAUUCGAUAGCGAAAAAGGUUACGCUUAUAUCGAUCGUAUAUGCUAUCGCCUGCCAACUAGACUGUCAAAAGAGCUAGGAGAUGGAAUAAACAAGGAAAGGAAAAAGCGAGCGAGGCCGAUCCAGCGAAGUCUGACACCACAUUUGGAUUGCUGUCCCGAUAAAAUGUAUAAAGAUGUCGCAAAGUGGAGACCACUACAAUGCUUCGUAUCACUAACCGACAGUCUCGAUGCCAACACUGGAGGCUUCGAAGCUGCAAAGGGAUUUCAUGCCGAAUUUGAAACGUGGAAGUCGACUAGGCUUCCAGCUCAAGUUUCAAGAAAGGAGAAAGGUGUUGAAACUACUGUGCUGGUACCAGCAACUUGUGUUGGGGAGUACACACAUAUCCGACCAAGGGAAGAUAGAGAGGUGAUGGAACGUGUCCAGCACAUUCCAGUUAGUGCAGGUAGUGUGGUCUUCUGGGACGUCAGAAUUCCUCAUGCCAAUGCAUAUCUUCACAACGGAACGGUCCCCCGAGCUGUUGUAUACUGCUCUUUCCUCCCAGACAUUGAAUUGAAUCGAGUGUAUGUCAAGGAACAAUUGCGAAAAUACUAUGCCAAGAAGCCGAUCACAGACCAGUGGAAUGGACUCCACGGUCAGCAAUCGGACGAGGAAGAGUCACAGCAAACCAACUAUCAGUUUUCCGCCCUUGGACGGAAGCUGAUGGGCAUUGACCCGUGGUGA